UUCACCGCAACUAAGGCCCAUCAUGUCCCAUCUCCCUACUCAUCGUACCUAUCACUCGGACCCAUUUCCUUCGAGUCUCUUUCAGUUUAUCUCACAAUUUGCCGCUGAUUUUCGGUUUUUAAAGUCGACAUGUCGAAAUACGUCUCGUUAAUAAACGUGGAAAAUUUAACGAGGUCUAACUUUAUCUACAAAUCAUUAUUUUGUUACGCGUGCAAGUUCAGUGCAAGGAUCAAGUGUCAAUUAAUUAUUGAAAAUUCUGUUACAAGCGCUGUUGAACGUCGAAGAAAAAUUUCACGAGGAUCGUAAAAAAAUUCAUCCAUGGAAUAUAAUUGCCCAAAUAUAUUUUUGUUAAACGAAACAAAACGUUUUAUAAUUUAAUACCUCAAUUAAUACCUGUAUCAAUUUUCGAAAAAUAUUUUUUGAAAUUUCUUUCCUUAUUCAUAAAAUUGAUAUUACUCUUUAUCAAUUUGCAGUUUAAACAUUGUUGCUUUUUGACAGAAUUACUCUUUGCUACUGGUUGAGAAUAAGGGGAUUCUUCCGUUCUAGCAAAAUUUUCCAAAAAGCGUCACAUUUGUUUGUAGAUUUCGAAGAGGACAAAGAAUUGUAAGAAAUGAAAAGGAACUAGAAGAAAUGAAGAUACUAAAGAAUAAAGAAAUAAAAAAGUAAAGAUAAAAAUUUGAUUUAGAAAAAAGAGAUUGCAUAGUUUUACAAUUGAUCAAACUGUGGACUUGAUUAGCAUCUUUCCGCGAUUAAUUUUCCCCUAAAUCUCAGUUUCCGCGAUUCAGCCUUGUGUUUGUGUAAUUUAUCAACGAGAUUUAAGUCAGCGUCUCGCGGUGUGUUUCCUCUUCUAAGUUACAAGACGAGCUACUCCGGAAGUCGCGCUUCCGUCAAACAAUUAUAAAACUUCCGCUCGUGAUGAUCAUGCCCGGAAUUCGCCAACAUUCGUAGAUUAAUUAUUCUUAAGUAACUUUUAAAAAGAAACAAAAUUUCAAAACCCAUAUACAAGAGAUCGUUUUGAUAGCUGAUAAUAACUUCUUAAAAAUGGAAAAUAAUCUCAAACGAUAAUUAUUAUCAAUACCAAUUUUGAAUCACAAAAAAAAAUCAACUUCUACCCUUAAAAAAAAGAAUUACAAAAAUGGUAUUAGUGGUUCAGUAAAAAAACAACAAUCAUCGAUGUCUUAAAAGCACUAAAUGUUGAGAGUUUAAGAAAUAACAAGAAGAAAACAAUUUCGUGUACUUUUUAUCUCAAGUAAAAACAGUUAUCUUGCAAGAAAACGAAAAAGUGCAAAAUAAAAGUGAAGUGCGAACGAGAGAGUGAAAGAAAAUGAAUUUUUUAUUUUGACAACAAGUGCUAAGAGUGUAGAAUUUUUAUAAACUUCUCUCCCCGUUGAAAACUUGACCCGAGAUUUGAAUUUUUUAAACUAGACGCAAUAAAAUAAGCAAAUUAAAGGAAAGUUACACAAAUAAAAUAAAAAUAGAUUAAAAAAAAUUGCAAAAACUAGAAAUAAAAUUACUUAGAAUUCAUUUUUAGAAAUAGUGACAAGAGAUGAAACUAUAUUAAAAAAAGGAUUCAUACCAUCGAGAUUACGGAAGAAAAAUAUAGCCUCUCUCUCGCUCUAUCUCUCUGUGAAAAAAGAAAGGUGGCACGUGUUAUGCGAAUAAUCCGCGGUGAGUUGUUUAUGGGGAAGUGGGCCAAUGCCCUGAAGCUGUAGGUGCGAUACGUACUCGAGGGACAGGAAGUAAGAAAAGAAAGAAAGAAAAAAAGAAUUCAAAGUCUAAAAAAUAAAUAAUAAAAAAGAAAAAAUUUAAUAGUCAGGAAGCGAAAAUUAAAGAAUAAUUGAAUAGGCCAGUAAAAAAGGGUCAAAAAUGAGCAGAAGAACAUCGCAAUUAAUGGGGCUUAAUUCAUGCGAGAGAAUAAGGCCCGAGAGGCCCAGGAACACCAUUCAAAGACUGGUUUGGAGACCAGGAUCGCAAUUUCAAGUCGGUCACGUGUGGCCCUCUGAUGUUGAUGAUGGAUCGAAUCCCCGAUUGGCUCUUAUAAGAUUAUUGAGACUGUACGAGGGCAGGCAAUAUCGAGAAGCGGCUGGAUUUCUUAUGAGACUGCCACAUUAUACAUUGAGGGCAGCUUUACCGGAUAUCCCCAUAGACCUUUUAAUAGAAACUCUCCCCCACAGUUUGGCCCUCCUCGAGGCACUUUAUUUAAGACUGAUUGACCUACACAUUGAAGAUGUGAAAAUCCUACGAAUCGAACAGCUACUAUGGAAAAUUGUGAACUUGAUCUCAUCAAGUCAGGUUCACUUACACCUGAGAAUAUGGAGUAAAUUGUUGGGUACUCUCUACCGGAUGUCGCCCGGUGUCAAAAGCAUGCUCUCCACGAGAAGACGAACAUUAGAAAGAGCUGUCGAGGGUCUUGGUAAACACGGUUUGAUAUCAUCGAGCCAGAUUUCCGGUUUAGAAAAUUCUACUACUUCGCAGAAUCUCGUCCCUCUGUCACUUGCUCUCAAAGGGGAACUGGAGGCUCGCUCAGAAGCCUACAAGUUAGCACUUCAGAAACUUGAAAGCUGUGGGAAACACACUGGCACUUUCAAAGCUGACAGUGGAGUGCAAGCGGCAUCACAUCAGAGGCAAUUAUCCCUAAAAUACAGUGAAGUACAACAACGACUAAUCGAUAAUCAGAGUCUAUUAAAUAAUUUAGAAAAAACAAAUGAAGAAUCACUGAAAAAUCUUAUAGGAGAAUUGAAGUGUCGUGUUGAGCACGACAAGGAGGCUUUAAGACAAUGGACAGCUUUAAGAAAAUCGAACGUUGAUACUGAGGCAAAUAAAAACCCCACUUUGGCCGUUAAAUUAUUGCAGUUUUCCCGGGGAUGUGCUCUAGCUCUACAACUGAUGAAUGAAGACAGCACUCAGGAAAUUCAUAUAGAUGAAAAUCUAGGUGGUGGCGAUGACUACGAGGAAGAAUCAAGUAGCGCCGGAUAUCACACUGACAAGAGUUGUAGUCCAACACCAGAGCCAAGUAUCACGAACGUUAUUGCCAGAGGCAAUCUCAGCGAAGCGUUACAAAACCUAUCCAACUUAGAUGUGAACGUCAACGUUGAACGACUCGCGGAAAGAUAUGGAGCCCUUUACGCUCAUGCACAUUUACACACAUUGGAUGCACUCGAUGCCCUAGAACCCCUACGAGACGCCCCUGAGCUCAAAGCAAAAAUUCUCUACUCCAUCGUAGUGCUAUCGUGGCGAGUCGCAGGAAUAAUUCAAACCUCUCGAAGACUGGAGGCCAUUAAGAUUUUAAAUGGAACGAGUUCACAGGCAAUAAAUACAGGCAACAGCAGUGAAGUUUCAUCCGAAUUGGAAGAGUGCAUUAGACGCCAAUUGGCAACUUCCGGUGCACAAACUGGAAUUCAUGAUGUUACUGAGCAAAUUCUGAGUCAAUUAAAAAGAACCCUUUAUGAUUUUCCAUGUUUGAAGUCAUGUUUGGAAAUUAAAACCUAUGCAAAUAUAUGCUCAAGUCUCGCUUGGGUUUGUUUAGCAAGACCGAUACCCUUGGUGUUGGAUGUUGCGCAAGGGGUUGAAUUCAGACGAGAGCUUCACGCACGACAUCAUUCGUCGCCAAAUCCAAAUGGAUCGAGAAUAAGGAGUGUACUUUGGCCAGGAUUAAGACAAGGUUGCCAAGGACCUUGCCUUCAUAGAGCCAUUGUCACUACUAUUUAAAUCACGAGGUAUUUUUCAGAGUCGCCACAAAAAUUUCAUUUCGUUUACCACUCGAACCAGUAAAAGUAUUUCAAAAUACGGUCUUUACGGACCAUUUGCGGAACAAUUACACUGAGAGAACGAUUUAUUUGAUUCAAACAUAUUUUGUUUAAAUCAAAUUUAAAAUAUCUUUGCUAUACAGUCAAACAUAUUUAAGUUUAACUGAAACAUAUUUUUUGGCACAUUU
This is a messenger RNA of Leptopilina heterotoma, 3934 nucleotides long. RefSeq lists its product as uncharacterized. Gene Ontology annotation, biological process: mitochondrial protein catabolic process; mitophagy by internal vacuole formation. Gene Ontology annotation, cellular component: mitochondrial outer membrane. Lineage: Eukaryota; Metazoa; Arthropoda; Insecta; Hymenoptera; Figitidae. The transcript has 5 exons. The coding region runs from base 1867 to 3708 and encodes 613 amino acids. The record is from RefSeq and is a predicted model, not a curated record.